AUGGAUGCUUGGCAGGAUUUUCAGCCACUUAGGUCGAAAGACCAGCCAUCUUUGCCAUCUGUUGUUCCACUAAGGCGGAGGACGGGUGCUGAUACUGCAAUCACUCCUACUGGGAGCUCACUCCUCUCGAAACUGCUGUCCAUCCGCCUCCACGCAUCUCCCUCUCCCUGCCACGCCGUUAGACGUCGAUUUCCGGCGGCAUUGAUCGAUGUAAGCAUGAGAACUCGCUUCCUAGCUACCGAUUACUUCUCUGCUCCGUCGACUACCGAAUCAUUGAAAGAUUUCCAAGUCAUCCCCCUUCCAGCUCCAAAUUUCUUCUCUCCGGAUCUCUUCCAUAGGGUAGAGAUCCCAUUAUUAGUUCCAGAUCGCUCUGUGCAACAUGAAAUCGAUAGGUUUCCAUUUGAGGAAGCUAUUACUGACUUCCUAUCCGAUGUCAUCCCCCGGUUCCUUGAUGCGGAAGGAAGACGAUCCAGUCAUGGCAGCACUGGGAGUCAGUUUAAUCCGUCCUCCGAGAACAACAAUGAGGAGAUCGGAUAUGCGUCAUGUGAGAUGAAAUGCAUUGAGGGAGUACAUGGUUCCUUUUACAAUGAGAUGGAAGUUGAAGAUAUCUUGGAUAUUGAGUAUGCUGCUUUUAAUCAUAUAUUGCCAGAGUUGGGAGUCUCUUGUGAAGACAAUGAGGAUAUGUUAUUCUUUGAGAUCCAUGGAAUUAGUGUUCCGCUGGAUUUCAUCGAUGUUAAAAUGGAAAUAUCAAUAGCAACUCCGUUUGAGGUUGAACGAAUGCUCUGUCUUAUUGAAGAUGUUCCAGACAUUUUGAUUCUUGGUCAGGAAAACUUUUCAGCCAAAGAUGGCAAGUUUUCACAAGACAAGCGUUGGCAUGAUAUUAAAUUACCCAUUUUUGAAAUUGGUGAAAGUGUUUUUGGGAUCCAUGAAAGCAUGUCUAUGGAUGAAAUAUUCAAUGAUCUCCUAGCUUAUCAAAUGCCUCAGAAGAAUGAUGAUGAGUUGGUAGUCAAUGCAAAGGAUUUUCUCGGAACCACUAAUGACAAUUUUUUAAAGCAUUUUUUGAAUCAAGAAGUAUCUGAAUAUGACCUUGACAACAAAUUACUGCCUUUGAAUUCUUUAUUAGAGUUGGAUUUGAUUAAUCUCAAUGGUUGCAUUCUUUUUGAGAAGCAAUCAGUAAUAUAUCAGACGGUAUCAGAUGAAAGUUCUCAACAUAUUCCAUGCUUAGCUCAGUUUGAAGAAGUACAGGUUUUAGAUGGAACUAUUAAUGUGCCUGAUAUGUUUAACAGUUUUGAAUCAGUGGAGGAAGAAGGAUUUUCUGAGCAGAUGUGCAAAGAAGAAGUAGGGCAAAUAGAAAACUUUUAUGAUUCAGUCCUUACUUCGGAACUUUCUCUCACUGAUGAUCCAUUUAAAUUUUUGCCUGCUCCAAUUCUUAGUGAUGAUAGAGUUUUGAAAUCAAAAUCGAGGAUUGUGGAAGAUAUCUUUAAUGCACUCAAACCACACACUUUUUCUGUCAGUGAUGAAUUAUAUUUGGAUUGGCAUCCUCUUUUGGAAGGGGGUUGUAACAAUGAAGCUUGUUCAACUUUCUUGUCCAUGGUGCAAGAAGUAAGUAGUUAUAGGAUUGAAACCUCGGAGCUUAUAUCCCAAUAUGACUCUUUCAUGCAUUCUGAUUUUGAUUUCUUGGAUGAUUCUUUGGUUGAGUCAAGCACAGCACAGUGUAAAGAACUUCCGGAUGUUCAUCAAAACAGUCACGAUGAUGUGGUCCCAGCAGUUGAUACUGUUGUUACUGAGAAAGUUAAUGAUGACAAUAAACAGCCUAACGGUGCAAAGCAAAUUCCGAAGAAAAAUCCAGCCAAUAUUUCUUUGGUGCUCGAGUCAAUUUCACAGUCUAAUGAUCUCAAUUUCUUCUUAGGUGUACGAAAAGGAGGUGUUCAGGUGUCUUCUUGCUUUGAAACUUUGAGUGCAAAUAAGCCUAGUAUCAGGAUCACUUCAGGGGAUGAGCUAGAGGGGCCAUCUGAAACAUCGCUUUUUUCAGCAUCAAAUAUUGAAAAGAUUGAGCUCCAUAAAGCUAGUUUAUCAGGUUAUACUUUAAGCCUUAUUGAUCAAAUAAAAGGGAUCUAUUUUUCAAACUUAAACAACUGCAGGCAUUUGAUAACUAAUAGUUCAUUAUCAACUCCAAUGGAGCUAUUGAGCAUUCCCAAGGGAAGGCUGUUGGAGUUAAUUUCAGAGAAAGGUGGAAGCCGAUGUACUUUGGGAGCUAGAGAUGAACCUUUCGUUGCAUUACUUGCAAUAUAUGCACUAAAACAACUGGCUUACUACUUAUGCUUCUUUGGGAUCCACAUCGCUUACCUCUAUGUGAGCUGUUCGAGUAAAGUGGACAACCUGGCAGAGAGGUUACAGCCUUUGCAGUCCUUGCUUCAAGACGCACUUUGGAAAGCUGAGAAACAAAUUCUUGAAUCACAUCCAUCACUUUCUCUGAUUGAAGGCCUUCUGAGGUCAAAUGCUUCUAAAGGAUUUAAAAAAACACUAAUUAUAUCUAAUGAAGUGUUUUGGCCUUCAUUGAAACACAAGCUCACUAGUUUGAAUAUAUCAUUUAAUGAAGUUAGAAAUCCAUGUCCUGAAGAACAAUUGGACAUUCUGGAUAACUGUACAACUUAUAAUUCUAUUUUGGAAGAAUUAUCGCACUCAGAUUGCUUAUUACUAUCCUAUGAGAACACUUCAGCAUCUUUUCCAUUCAACAUGUUUAGCAGCAUUUUGGAAUAUGGAGGACCUCGUUCUAUAUCCAUAAUAUCUGAGAUUUUUCCGUGUUUAGGUAGUAUUCCCUGUGUUCACUUUAUCAGAUUUGAUGUGGAGAAUCAUUAUGUUGCAAAGGCGCUUUGUGAAGGUUUUGAAGCCUCAAAUAAUUCCAUGAUUUUUCCGAAUGGGUUCCCAAGCUAUAUGACCCAUCUACAAGGUUGCUUAAAUGAUCAGAACACUGAAGGGAUUUUCACUCAAUUCCCGCUCCACAAGGCCUGUAAUAAUUCAUGUGAACCUGUACUCAACGCAGAUCCCUCCCAUGAUAAUGAGUGUGCCAUGAACAUGCUUUAUCUGUCAAGUUCAAACAAGACAACUGCAAAAGUCUGUUCAGAUCCAGAGACAGUCAUAAUUGUAAACACCCUGAACUUGGAAAAAAAUAUGAUCAUAUCAAGAAGAAGCUCUUAUCAGAAAAUUUUGGAACUAGAAAAGAGCGGUGUGCAAGUUGCGGAGCGGGAUAUUAAUCUUCCUUUGGAUCUCAUCUUCAGUGCUGCUGUUUGCCUAGUUUGGUAUGAGGCAAUAAAUAUUGUGGACAAAACAGAAGCAGUAGUUAGCUUUUCAGCAAUACCUGCUUUCAUCGAGAAUAUUGCAACUAAAAUUUUGAUGUCCCUCAGUUCUUCCUUCAGUGGUUGCAUACUGAUCUUUGAGGGGGAAAGGAACUUCCUUGCAUCCAUAAUGGAAUCAUCCGACAUGCUUUAUGCAGCUGCAGCAAGUCUUGACUUAAACUUACAAUUGUUCUGCUCACAUACGCCUGAAAAUACUGAUGACAUUAUUCUAAACUGUAUCAGAAUGACAAGCACAAAAGAUGGAGGUCUUCACUCAGCAAUGCCUGAAUCAGAAUCUAUUGCUGAAUCCUUUCUAACAAAGUUUCCUUCUAUAAAUCCACUCUCCGCACAUUCGAUACUUUCCUCUGGUGGCAUGCUUGUUGAGUUCUUUGAAUGGUCACCUGAACGCAGAAUUCAGGCUAUUGGGAAGUAUAAGGUGCCCCAUGGAAGCAUAUCUCUUUUCAAUGCUUUAUGCAGAUAUGGGGAGUUAGGAGAAUCCAAAUCUGUAAUGACAGAUUGCUCAUCCAUAGAUUCAGAAAAUACUAGUGGCACGCUACAAUCUAAAAGAAAAAAGAAAAUACAUGAAAUCAGUUAUGGCACACCUGGCAUGCUGGUAGGUGAAUCCUUUUAUGUUGAACCAAGUCAAUUAUACCAUAGCAGCAAUGUGAUCCCUCAGCCAUCCCAGCCAUACCAGUCAAAGAUUUUCAGGCCUCGUGAUGUACCGAAAGAGGCUCAGCUUUUCAGCAAUGCUAAUAUUUUGGAAGGAAAACAAGAAUUAAACAAUUAUAAGAUGAGCAAUAUUGGUGGGGAUACGUUGUUUAGAGUCUUUAGACACAGCAAUCCACAUGAUGAAUUCCACAAUGAUGUUUUUGAUUACAAUUGCAACUUCUUAAAUGAGCCAUUUGCGUCAAUCCCAAGAAGCAGAUUUAAUCCAAGGACACCAGACUUAAGAUCUGAACCAAUGGAUGAGAGCUUUCUUUCUUCGAGCAGAUUCUUGGGUGGCCAAAGUCGUACAUUUCCGACGUCUGCUGAAAUCAACUGUUCUGAAAACGAUUUGACUAAAUUUUGCAAGAAAAAUGGCUCGGAGAAGGAAUCCGAAAAAUAUAAAAGUUCAUUAUUUAACAAAGAAUUGAUUACAAAAAGGAAAAAUUUCUUACAUCAAAAUCAGAAAUAUACCCCUGGACUGCUGAAUAAGACAAAAGGAGUUCCAUAUCUUGGUGAAUUUCUUCGCUCAACUGUAAGUCAGCCUUCUCAACAAAAAUACCGCCAAAAAUCCAUUAUCGAAUCUGUUGGACAGGCAAAUGAGAGGAGCAAAAUGCAUCAACAGUUUUCAUGCAACACGUGCCUAAGUUGCCCGGGGAGUCUGAAAAGAAAAGCUGUUUGUCAGAAAAAAAGCCCAUCAAUUAUCGACAGUUUCAGGUACCAAGGAGGCAACAAAAAUGUCCAGGGAACCGUGAAUGAGAGAAAGAACUUAACCAGGGUGCAACCAAGUCCGCGGGAUCUCGAUAAGAUGGAUUCGGCCUUCAUAAUUCCUUCAUGGACACCAAUUGAUAAGCGAGCUAGACAGCAACUGUCUUUCGUGCGCACUGGAAACGAGCAGCAAAGGAGACUUGCAUGGAGAAGAAGUGAGAGCCCUCGUGUAGGUUUUGGUUCGAGGAAAAGGCAGAGAGGUGAUGUUUAGGUAUGCCACUUAAUAUCACAUACUCAGAAUUUCCUAUGGUUGAAAUAGUAGUCAAAUAUUGAUGUAGCAAAUUUUAAGCUUUUUGACACAUAAAUACCUUUUGAUCAAUCUUUUCUAAAGUGGAAAUAUACAAUCAUAUAUCUAACCUUAUAUUACG
Phalaenopsis equestris is the source of this 5173-nucleotide messenger RNA. Its product is annotated as protein SHORTAGE IN CHIASMATA 1. NCBI's taxonomy places the organism in Eukaryota, Viridiplantae, Streptophyta, Magnoliopsida, Asparagales, Orchidaceae. The record is from RefSeq and is a predicted model, not a curated record. The coding region runs from base 1 to 5016 and encodes 1671 amino acids. The transcript has 9 exons. Gene Ontology annotation, biological process: resolution of meiotic recombination intermediates; reciprocal meiotic recombination.